Molecule: messenger RNA, 429 nt
Organism: Botrytis porri
Lineage: Eukaryota; Fungi; Ascomycota; Leotiomycetes; Helotiales; Sclerotiniaceae
Exons: 1
Coding region: 1-429 (142 amino acids)
Source: RefSeq, a predicted model, not a curated record
AUGUUCGCUAGAAACAUCAUCAGUGGUGCGACACCAAUCUCGCGUUCAGCAAUUCUUCUACCUAAAGGUUCAAAGCACGCGAGGCCGCCAAUCCGUGGCACCCUGGCUUCGAUUUCUAUAUCUAGAGAAUAUCAUAAUGAUGUAACUUCAGAGUCCAGUCCGAAAGUGCCUACGGAGGAGAAGAUAGCAGUGAAAGAUGCAGAGGGGCAAAAGAUUGAGAGAUCAACUGAAGUGGCGGGAAAGGAGGUAGAUGGAAACUAUGGAGAGAAAGCCGAGAAGAAGAGAAAGACAAUUACGGAAAUGGAUGAAGAGUUGAGGGCAAAGAUGGAAGGAAGAGAGGGUGCAGCUGGGGUUUCAUAUGAAGGAGGAAAGCCGGUGACUGAUGGAUUUGGCAGGGGAGUGAAGAGCAAUAUGUUCAGGGUUAUUUAA